Trichosurus vulpecula (common brushtail) is the source of this 939-nucleotide messenger RNA. RefSeq names its product olfactory receptor 6C2-like. Gene Ontology annotation, molecular function: olfactory receptor activity; G protein-coupled receptor activity. Bases 1 to 939 code for a protein of 312 amino acids. NCBI's taxonomy places the organism in Eukaryota, Metazoa, Chordata, Mammalia, Diprotodontia, Phalangeridae. Gene Ontology annotation, cellular component: membrane. The transcript has a single exon. The record is from RefSeq and is a predicted model, not a curated record. Gene Ontology annotation, biological process: G protein-coupled receptor signaling pathway.
AUGCAAAACCAUACAAGGGUAACAAUAUUCAUUCUUCGAGGACUGACAGAUAAUCCACAGUUGCAAGUAUUUCUUUUUGUGUUUCUGUUUCUUACCUACAUUCUGUGUGUGACUGGGAACUUGAUCAUCAUCACACUCACUUUGGUGGAUCCCCACCUGAAAACCCCCAUGUAUUUUUUCCUUCGAAAUUUUUCCUUCUUAGAAUUAUUAUUCACAACUGCCUGUAUUCCCAGAUAUCUAUACAGUAUGUCAACUGGUGACAAUACUGUGACGUAUAAUGCAUGUGUCACUCAAGUGUUUUUUAUCACUUUCUUGGGUUCGACAGAACUUUUCCUUUUGUCUACCAUGUCCUAUGACCGCUAUGUGGCUAUCUGCAAACCCUUGCAUUACACAGUGAUCAUGAACAACAAAGUUUAUAACCAACUCCUCCUGAGUUCUUGGGUGGCUGGGCUGGUAAUCAUCCUCCCACCACUUGGUGUCGGUCUUGAGCUGGAAUUCUGUGACUCCAAUGUCAUUGACCAUUUUGGCUGUGAUGCAUCACCACUACUGAAGAUCUCAUGCUCUGAUACAACUUUAAUAGAAAAGAUGAUUAUAGUCUUUGCUAUGUUGUUACUGAUCAUCACCUUAGUGUUAGUGGUUCUAUCAUAUGUGUAUAUCAUCAGGACUAUUCUGAGAUUUCCUUCAGCUCAUCAAAGAAAAAAAGCCUUCUCCACUUGUUCUUCCCACAUGAUUGUUGUCUCUAUGACUUAUGGCACCUGUAUCUUCAUCUACAUCAAACCUCCUGGGAAGGAACAGCUUGCUUUGAAUAAGGUGGUAUCAGUACUUGUGACCUCAGUUGCCCCUGUGAUGAACCCCUUUAUUUAUACACUGAGGAACAAGCAAGUCACACAAGCUUUUAAGGGCUUAAUCAAAAGAAUCACUUAUCUCCCAAAGGUGUAA